Molecule: messenger RNA, 1909 nt
Organism: Lactuca sativa (garden lettuce)
Lineage: Eukaryota; Viridiplantae; Streptophyta; Magnoliopsida; Asterales; Asteraceae
Source: RefSeq, a predicted model, not a curated record
AGUCCACCAGGGUCACCGCCUCCUUCAAUUACCCUUCUGUUCUCACUCAUCGUCUCCACCGUUUCUCGCUUCUUCUUCACCACCGACCCAGACCCGUUUUAGGCGGUGGUGCAGACGACAGCUUGAGAGGUCUAGGGCCGAUGGGAAACAUAAGAGAAAUGGAGCGACGGAUAGGGGUGAUUCAAAGGUGUUUGGGAGGGGAAACGAAGGCAGAUCGGUGGUGAGAGGUGCGUGAUUAGGGGCUGCUUCCACCACAUUACUCGACUGAAGGUUUACCAACGCUCCUUUAAACCCUUCCAUCAUCACGUUCGUCACUAGAAAGCGCGGUUAGGGGUUUUUCUUCCUGAUUCUUCCGCUCACAUUAUCUUCGUCAGCUAUCUACUCUUUUCAUCCCUAUCCGCUUCUGCUUCAUCUGCUUCAAAUAAACCGAGCGCCAUUAUCUUACUUCCACAUCUUCUCUACUCCGAUCGGUGGCUUCCAACGACAUUUCGACAUCAAUACAGAGAGGGCGAAAUGCUACACGAUUGAUUUCUUAUCGGUGUCGCUUCAUGCGGUGUGUAGAGAUCCUGAGGCAUUCGAGUCUCCUUGCAUCUAUACUCAGGACAUAUAAAGAACCAAUAAACCCAUAAAUCUUUUUGGGAGUUCCCGAAACCCCAGUUGCAAAUUUCCGCCCCUCAUUCGAAUUCUAAUCUUCUCUCAAAAUCUUCAGUUUUGGCGAAAUUUAACGAAGAGGAGGAGGAAGCACAUGGUGUUUAUGAAGUAGGGCGAGGAAAUAAAGCUUUGAAGCUAAAGGUUGAGCAUAACGGGAUGAAUUUUGAUUCCUGUACCCCUGGCCAAUACACUCUCCUAAUUUGUCCAUUGUGCAAAGGUGGGCAAUCCAAAGAGAGAACUCUUUCAUUCCAUAAAAACCAAAAUGAGAAAGUUGCAAUAUGGAGAUGCUUCGAUUUUGAAUGUGGAUUAUCUGGUCAUGUUUUAGCGGAUGUGGGUUCUAUACAAGAUGAAGUCAACAAAGUCAAUGUUCCCAAAAAACCAAGUGAAGAGACCUUGUGUUUAGAGCCCCUUGGUGAUGAGUUGAUUGAAUACUUUGCUACACAAAAAAUAUCAGAAGAGAUUUUGAAGAAAAAUGUUGUUAUGCAAAUGAUUGAUGAUAAGAAUGUGAUAGCUUAUACAUAUAGAAGAAAUGGUGAGCUUGUCAACUAUAAAUUUCGCAGCAUAACAAGCAGAAAGUUUUGGCAGAUAUCGGUAUAUGAAGAAAGGAACAAGUGGAGGCACAAAAACUAAUUUGGAUGCAGGUAAGCUGUGGAUAGAAGCUGUUAAUGUUGAAGUAGGAAUAAACCAGUAUGGAAUUAUGUGGCUUGUCAUGGGAGCUGCAGCUGAGAAACUAUAUUCCAAGUAUAACUUAUACAAUGACUUUCUUUAUACAUUAAUUUAGAAAGAAAAAUACAUAUAAAUGGAUAUGUCAGAGCUCAUGUCUAAUAAACCAAUGUAUGUUUGGCAAAAUGCCCCACUUACGUGCCAAAUAUGGUUUGCUUGCAAAGGGCAACUCAUUUAUACAAGGAAACCCCAAAACAGAAAGCAUUUGAAGAGUGAAUAAGAAGAUGCUAAUUUCAUUUUGGAAAAUAUUAAUAUAAAGUCCAGGUUUAGGUUAUGAAUGAGGAGAUACUUUUAUUGGAUGGAUCAGUCUUAAAUAGAAGUAUUGUACCACAGAAAAAUAUUCUACAAAUAUCAUGUGGUAUAUUAUUUGAUUAUUUCUUGAAUUAUUUGAUAAUCCAGUAGUUGUAUCUUUUACAUUCUUCUUUGUUGCAAAGUGUUUUGACUUCUUCUCUUCGUAUAUCUUCUUUUUAUUUGCACUGUUUUGUAGUUAAAGUAUAUAUCUUUAUAUUAAUUACGAUUCAUAUUCUUUAUAUUA